Phycodurus eques (leafy seadragon) is the source of this 3801-nucleotide messenger RNA. Its product is annotated as CDK5 and ABL1 enzyme substrate 2-like. The transcript is spliced from 10 exons. The coding region runs from base 87 to 1670 and encodes 527 amino acids. Gene Ontology annotation, biological process: regulation of cell cycle. The record is from RefSeq and is a predicted model, not a curated record. Lineage: Eukaryota; Metazoa; Chordata; Actinopteri; Syngnathiformes; Syngnathidae.
AAGCCGCCUCGCGCCGCGUAAGAGGGAUUUGACAAUUGAGAGUGUGAUUCCCCGCUGCACGUCCUCCGUGGGACUCGGAGCCGACCAUGGCGGCGGCGGCUGCUGCGUGCGGCCAGCACGGCACCGCCAUAUCGACCACGAAAAAAACCCAAAGUCGGGAGCAAAUCCGGCGGAACCGCGAGAAUUCAAACCGGAGAAAAGCCGCUCUUUUGUUCCUCUCGAACAUCUCGUUGGACGGGCGGCCGGUGCGCAGCAGCUCAGCCGAGCAGCGGCGCAACGACACCGUCCCGGAGGGCGCCGAGCUGAGCGAGCUCGCUUCCAAGACGCUCCCGGAGCCUGGUCACCGCAGCGAGACCCGCUCGAGUAGUUUGUCAGCUUCCGUCAGCUGCCGGGACGUGAAAACAACGUCCACCGCGGGGUUCCUCGCCGUGCCGCCCAUUGUCGUCUUACCUGCCGGUUCCGACGCGGGGAGCGCGGAGCUGCUGCUCGGCCGCCGCAGGGACUCGGUGCCCUUGGUGGCCAACAGCAACCUGCUCUCGCCGUCGCUGACGCUGUCGGCGUCGGCGUCCAACAGCAGCCUGCUGCCGUCGCCCGUGGGACCGCGGAAGUCGUCCACGCUGCUAUCGGUGCAGAGCUGCAGCUCUGUGUCCUCCGAGUUGAGGCAAAGAACCCGAAACCUCUCAGGCGGGUCCCCCAGGCCGCGACACACCAAGAAAAUCCACUUCAUCAAAAACAUGAAGCAGUACGACACGAGGGGAAGCAGGAUCGUGUUGAUCUGCGCCAAAAGAUCCCUGUGCGCGGCCUUCUCUGUUCUGCCGUACGGAGAGAGCUUUUACCUCAGUGAGCCGAUGUUGAACCAUCCCCGGAGGAGACACUCAUCCGGGAAUAUUUCCGCCUCCUUGGAGAUGGGACUGGAGGGUUUCCACUUGGAGACGUACGGCAGGUCGGUGUCGUACGCCCAGUUCCUGUACCCCACCAACGCCCUGGUCAGGCAAAAGCCGUCUUCCGCCAGCGACCUGACGCUGCAGAUUCCCACAUCCAGGAGCUCCCACGGCAUGCCGCCCAGGAGCUUCACCCCGAGUCGACUCAACAGCGCUGUGGGACUUGACCUUGGACUGGAGGAUGUGACAGACUACGACCCUAAUAUUCUCAGUGACCCCCAGUGGCCUUGUGGGAAACACAAGCGGGUACUGAUCUUCGCCUCUUACAUGACGACCGUCAUAGAAUACGUGAAACCUUCCGACCUGAAGAAAGACAUGAACGAGACAUUCAAGGAGAAGUUUCCUCACAUCAAACUCACCCUGAGUAAGAUUCGCAGUCUGAAGCGAGAGAUGCGAUCGGUCGGCGAGGACUGCGGCCUGCAGCCCGCCACCGUCGCAAUGGCCUUCGUCUACUUUGAGAAGUUGGUGCUGCAAGGGCGACUCAAUAAACAGAACAGGAAGUUGGUGUCGGCUGCCUGCAUUCUAUUGGCAGCUAAGAUUAGCAGCGAUCUAAGGAAACAGGAGGUCAAACAUCUCAUUGAUAAGCUGGAAGAGCGCUUCAGGAUCGGCAGGCGGGAGCUGAUAACCUUCGAGUUCACCAUCCUGGUGGCCCUGGAGAUGGCGCUCUACCUCCCGGAGAGUAAAGUCAUGCCACAUUACAGGCGGUUGGUGCAGCGGCAGCAGCUGUAGCCUCCAACCAAUCAUCGACUCCUGAUUUGCACAGGUUUUGGGAUAAGAGGGCACAAUUAAUUUUUCACAUGAGAAGAACAGAUCAAUAAGGGAUGAUUUCCCCCUAAACAAGUCCUCUUUCUUAAAUCCUCACGGAUCAUCUUAAUGACAUUCUGGCAGGAAUUCAAGAUUCCAGUUGCCUCCAUUCAACUUUUGCGGAUUACCGAUUCCCGGAUGACUGACAACGUCCGCGUUUCACCCGUGGAGUCACAUCGAGGGCACAUGCGCAAAACGGUCUACAAAGUCAAGCUGCCCAUGUUCAUUCGACAAGGGCCGUCUUUCAAGCAGAGGGACGGGAAAAACACUGAAAAUCAUCACGGAGGCUUCUGUUCUGUCUUGGCACCACCGAACGCCCCGCCGUGAACCAGCAAUACAAAACCAGUGGGCCACCAAAGACUCCCGAUUCAACCCACCCAACUGCUGGCUCCCCUCGCCGCCUCCAUAAACCACCUCUUGGGUCUUCACCUUUUCCGCCGACUUGGCGUCUCCAUUUCCAAUUUCCUUGACGUUUUAAUCUGCACUUGCUUCCUAAACUGCUUCCUCGGUGGGAGUGCACAGAAACAAAACGAGUGACUUUGCGAGGUAUAACAUAAAUGUGACAUCUCUGCAUGUCCGCAUAAUUUCUAGCGCUCUCUCUCUAAAUGUUCUCACGUAGAGUUGUACAGGUAAGGCACGGCGACCUCACCCAAAUAUUUGCGGCUUGGGGUCAAGGGUUUGUGGGUAAAUUCCUGGUUUUGCAACAUACUGUCAUGGAAAGAAAUGAUGAGACCACGCUUGUUUCUUCAAUUUCUUGUUUAUUUGAGUGCCUGUUACCACGAAAGGUACAGUAUAUUACCUGUAGACUAUAAAGAACACAACAAAAAUGCAGCUUGAUUCAAUAAAACUUGGUGUCCUAUUUGACAUGCCGAAGCUUAAUUAUUUUCCCAGUGAUUUUGGUUAUUAUCAAGAAAACUGUGCGCUAUAUUGCUUGUCAUCGUAAUAUUGGUCCACGCAAAUGUACCGUUAGUUGUGCCGAGCAUUAAAAAUGAGCAAGAAACUGAAGAAAGGGUCAUCUCAUAUUGUUCCAUGACUGUAUAAAUGGACACCGAGUCUUUGGUAAUGUUCAGCGCCAUGGACGCCGUGAUUGGCUUCCACUGCGCUCCUUUUCUUGUCAUACGCAAAACAAUGUGAAAAUGACUCCGCUCAGGUUAUCAGUUCCUUAGCGAGAAUUAUAUCCGGGGGAAAAAAAAAAAAAAAAACUUUUUCCUAGAGUGCUCGGAAAAGUGUCUAAAUAUAGCCUGUAUAAAUGUGGGCGAAAUUGUCAACACUGACUUGUGCUUUUAUAACCUACUGUACCUCCUCUCUUUUUGCAGCAAUGUUGUUAGUGGAAGCAGUGCAAGUCAGCUGGUGACAGUAGAUCAAUAUUGAAUUGAAUUUGGUUAAGUUAAUUCCCAUGGCAUGGGGGGGGGGGGUAUUUAAUGGCAUAAAUUUCAUCAAAGAGUUUUAUUUCCAAAGAAUGGUCAUGGUGGGGCGGUUGGUGUGGUGCCAAUUGGGAGAUUUGUCCCAUUGGCACCAGUUGGCAGCACAUCUCGGGCCUUCGGUGUUGACCAGUGACGGCCCGCUGCUCUUUCUGCUCUUUGCUUCAUCAUCCUGAGUUUGAAAUAACAAACGGACGAAAGGCAAUGAUAUUUUCCUCGCGCUGAAUUUUUGUACGUUGUGAUACUGGCGCUCACUGAAGUCGAUCAUUUAUAAUAUCUGAUUGACAUUUGUAGCAAUAAGCACAAGCAGUCGAGUGUCUUUUGGAUCUACAGUGCUACAUUGUCUUCUCUACAUUAGAGACUUGAUUCUAUGCAGCCCUCCCAUCCCUGCCCACCUUAUUUUAUUUUAUUUAAAACUCAGCUUGUGUUUCACUUUGUCUACUGUUUGUCUUCCAUUUAUUUAUGACCAUUUUCUUGGACAUUCUUGUUAAUUUAAGGUUACAUUUCUAUCAUUGGCGACAAUGUGGACAAGCCUUCAGCAGUUUUACUUUAAAUGUACGAUGUAAUAUAUAUGUAUACGGUAUGUGUGUUAAUUGAUUGCCUCAGCCCACUGAGCUUAAAGCUUCGUGACAUUC